CAUCUAAUCACUUCAACAAAUGGCACCUGUUAGCGUUCAAAGAGUAAGCCGGGAGGCUGCACAGAACAUGUCUUGACUGUUGUAUCCUCCUUUCGUGACAAACUGUCGCCUCAAGAAACUGGAAGUCUUCUGUUUAACGCCGCCACUUGGCUGAACCUCCCACACGGCCAAACUAAAAGCAAAACCACCGGGACAGCCAGCCUUAUUCUGCGAAAUUUGUGCCCGGCCUUUAAUUCGACACCCACUGCAUUCAGAAAUAUGCGUGUGUUCCUGCGUCGGCGUAUGUCCCCCCUGAAAUUGGUGCUCCUUGGGGGGGUUCUCUUCAUGGUGAUCCUGGUGGUUCUCCAAAGGGACAUGGGCUCCACGCCCGACCCAUGGUUCCAGGACCUGGUGGACAAGAAGGACCAGGUCAUGGUCAUGGUCCGAGAGGCUGUCAACAACAUGGGGUUUCAGAUCGGUGCACCGCAGCGUCCACCAGCAGAGCAGCAGCCCACCGAGGACAUCCACUGCCCCCCGGGCUUCUACAGCCAGGCCGAGCUCAAACCUGUGUUGGAAAGACCGCCACAGGACCCCCAGAGCCCAGGGGCCGGUGGCAAGGCAUUUCAGAAAGACCACAUGACGCCAGAGGAAGAGAAGGAGAAGGAGGAGGGCAUGAAGAGACACUGUUUCAAUCAGUUUGCCAGCGAUCGGAUCUCACUAAGUCGUAGUCUUGGGGAUGACACCAGGCCUCCAGAGUGUGUGGAGAGGAAGUUUCGCCGCUGUCCCCCCCUGCCCACCACCAGUGUUAUUAUAGUCUUCCACAACGAAGCAUGGUCUACCCUGCUGAGGACAGUGUACAGCGUCCUGCACACCUCCCCUGCCGCCCUGCUCAAAGAGAUCAUCUUGGUGGAUGACGCUAGUGUUGCAGAGCACCUGAAGACUCAACUGGAGGAAUAUGUGCGUCAGCUGAAGAUCGUACACGUGGUGAGGCAGCAGGAGAGGAAGGGCCUGAUCACAGCCAGACUGCUGGGUGCCAGCAUCGCCCAGGGUGAAGUGCUGACCUUCCUGGAUGCUCACUGUGAGUGUUUCCAUGGUUGGUUAGAGCCCCUGUUGGCCCGUAUUGUAGAGGAGCCCACUGCUGUGGUCAGUCCGGAGAUCACCACCAUUGAUCUAAACAGCUUCCAGUUCAAUAAACCUGUGUCCACCGCUCACGCCUUCAACCGAGGUAACUUUGACUGGAGCCUGACCUUCGGCUGGGAGGCCAUUCCUGAGGAGGAGAGGAGGAAACGCAAGGAUGAAACAUACCCUGUCAAAACACCUACUUUUGCUGGCGGUCUCUUCUCCAUCUCUAAGAAGUACUUUGAACACAUUGGGACCUACGAUGACAAGAUGGAGAUCUGGGGUGGCGAGAACGUGGAGAUGUCCUUUAGGGUGUGGCAGUGUGGAGGUCAGUUGGAGAUCAUUCCUUGUUCGGUGGUGGGACACGUCUUCCGCACCAAGAGCCCCCACACGUUCCCCAAGGGCACCGAGGUUAUCACUCGCAACCAGGUGCGCCUGGCCGAGGUCUGGAUGGAUGACUACAAAAAGAUCUUCUACCGCCGCAACAAGAAUGCUGCAAAGAUGGCCAGUCAGAACCAGUAUGGGGACAUCUCUGAUCGUGUGAAACUAAGAGAGAACCUUAAGUGCAAGAACUUCACGUGGUACCUCAACACAGUCUACCCAGAAGUCUUUAUUCCAGACUUGUCUCCGGUAAAAUUUGGAGCAAUUAAAAAUUUAGGCUCUCACACCUGCCUGGAUGUGGGAGAGAACAACCAGGGAGGUAAAGCUGUGAUUAUGUACCAGUGUCACAACAUGGGAGGCAACCAGUACUUUGAAUACUCAUCUCAUAAGGAGCUACGUCACAACAUCGGGAAGCAGCUGUGUCUCCACGCUGUACCCCAACCGGAGGCGGUGAAGAUCGAGCUCUGCCAGCUGAAGGGAAAAGGCACCAGUUUGGCACCACAGCAGGAGUGGAUCUUAACAGAGGACAAUCUCAUGAAGAAUCCGAGUAGUGGGAAGUGUUUACACCUAAGAGGAGGCAAGGUUCAGAUGGACCACUGUAAUGCUGCUGACAUCAACCAGCACUGGACCUUCAGCUGACCUCUCCAUCUGCCCACCAGUUGACCUGAGACAUCCUGUGUCCCCUUCUUCAGACUCAGGGUCUAGGAGGCAGCUCUACAUCCAUCCAGUCGGACUGUAUUUUGUGGAGCUUGGCCAGCCUGAGUGGACAGUCAGACAUGGAGGAAGCAAAUAUUCCCAUCCAUGUGGAAAAAGUCAGGCUGACCUGGGUGGUUUAAAAUCUAUUUAUGAUGGAAACUCAGGAAGGACAUUUGGAGGUGGCUGGGAUUUCCCCCACAGUGUGUCAAUGUUUCUGUGUGGGGUGGCAACUAGACAGCAGGGCAGUGCCGAGAACUGCGACGACUACGGCGCAGUGACGUUAACACUCCAGCUUUGAAGUGACUUCUUCGUCCUACAAUGAAUGUUGAAAUGUGUGCUGCAGUGACAAUGCAAGUGUCUUGCCAAAGGGAAAGAUGUGAUUUUUGAUUUUGAUUUUUAUUUUUUUAAAAUAAAAUCUGUCAUAUCAGUUAAAUUA
Messenger RNA from Myripristis murdjan (pinecone soldierfish), 2611 nucleotides. It is a transcript of the gene galnt6, whose product is annotated as UDP-N-acetyl-alpha-D-galactosamine:polypeptide N-acetylgalactosaminyltransferase 6 (GalNAc-T6). The coding region runs from base 259 to 2118 and encodes 619 amino acids. Lineage: Eukaryota; Metazoa; Chordata; Actinopteri; Holocentriformes; Holocentridae. Gene Ontology annotation, cellular component: Golgi apparatus. The record is from RefSeq and is a predicted model, not a curated record. Gene Ontology annotation, molecular function: polypeptide N-acetylgalactosaminyltransferase activity. Gene Ontology annotation, biological process: protein O-linked glycosylation. The transcript is spliced from 11 exons.